CAAGGUUCUACGUCUUUGUCAAUGAUUUCGUCUCAGCUGGAAAGGGACUUGCGUUUGUGACGAUUGCAAUCUAGACCUUAAUUUUCACAUUCGUUAACGUCAUUGAAUUGCAAUAUUUUUCCGUUUCACUGUUAAAUUUGUUGGGAGUUUGUGCUGAGGUCGCAUCCGGCCGGAGCCAUCCCUAAAAACUGCAACAUUUUCCCGGACAAGCUGACAUGUGUGAACAUGGCGGAUGUGGACGAAGACGGAGGUUCGACCGCCUCUGAGCGGUCCUCGACAUCGGCAGAGAAAACGAAAACCCCCCGGGUGGUCACCAUCGUCAAGAGCGACACGGGGUUCGGCUUCAACGUGAGGGGGCAGGUCAGCGAGGGUGGACAGCUCAAGAGCAUCAACGGGGAGUUGUACGCGCCGCUGCAACACGUUAGCGCGGUGCUGGAGGGAGGGGCGGCCGAGAGGGCAGGCAUUAGCAAAGGGGACCGCAUCCUGGAAGUUAAUGGCCUGAAUGUAGAGGGCGCUACACACAAGUACGUGGUGGACCUGAUCAAGCAAGGGGGCCACGAACUGACUCUCACUGUCAUCUCCGUGCCAAACUUCAAAGAGGACCAAGGGGAGCCCAGCGAUGACUCCUCGGGUUACUCAUACUACGACUUCAGCGACCGGAAACCCAUCCCCAUUACUGUGCCGGACUACCGACAUGUCAACACCGCAGGAGACAAGCAUGUGGUGUACAACAUCUACAUUGCGGGCAAGCUCAAGAAGUCCCACCGAUACAGCCAGUUUUCAGACGUGCACAACCGGCUAAAGCGGGAGUUCCCGGAUUUCCAGUUCCCCAAGUUCCCCAGCAAGUGGCCGUUCUCGUUGUCUGAGCAGCAACUGGAGCAGAGACGCAGAUUACUGGAACAGUACUUAGAAAAAGUAACAUGUGUACGAGUCAUCGGCGAAUGCGACGCAAUGCGGGAAUUCCUGGACUUGGAAGACACAGAAAAGCAGGAGCCAGUGGAAAACAAAACCAAAGCAGAAGAGACCCCGACGAAACGAGAAGAUCAAAGCAAAGCCCAGGUGGAGCUGAGAAUACUCCUACCAGACAGAACGCAGGUCACUGUCACCGUCCGACGGAACAACACAACCCAAGAUGUCUAUAAUGCUGUUGUUCAUAAAAUUGGCCUGGAUCCAGAGAUGUCACAAUAUUUUGCCUUGUUUGAGCUCCAAGAAAAUUUUGCAAGGAAGCUUGCCGUCACAGAAUUCCCCCACAACCUGUACAUUCAGAACUACACCAAAACCAGCACCAGCCAGAGCUGCCUGGGCAUACGCAAGUGGAUCUUCUCACCCCGCCAAGAACUGUUCCUAAACCACGACCAGAUGGCCAUGAAUUUCCUCUACUGUCAGGCGAUUGAUGACAUCAGUAAAGGCUUCAUCAAGCCCGGUGACAGUUCCUCCUUGUAUGAACUCAAAGCGCAUCAGGAGAAAUCCAGCAAACUACAGUACUUAAAAGUAGCUCGAGGCCUAGAAGGCUACGGUGAGAUCGCAUUUCCCCAUUGUCCCUGCGAUGCCAGAAAGGCCGGCCACGUCAUUCCCAUCCUCGGCUUCCGUUUGUUCAAGCUCCAGGCGUGCAAAGAGGACGGAACAUUGGAGGAGCAAGUUCCCAGCUUCCAGUGGGGUGAGAUCCAGCAGUAUGAAACGGACGAGGAAGGCAUGACAUUCGGCUUUGAAUAUGCCAAGGAGGGCAAGAGACCCCGAUGGGUCAAGAUCCACACCAAACAUUUUGACUUCAUGCAGGAGUGCGUAGAACGCAUCCUGAAGGAGCUCAAAUGGACCCAAGACAACGCCAACCACAAACAGGACCACGCCGAGCAAGAGGACGAAGACGAAGAAGAAGACGAGGAAGAGGAAGAUGAUGAUGAUGAUGAAGAAGAUGAAGAGGAGGAUGAGGAAGAGGAAGAGAGAGCCCAGGCCUUAGCAUCACAGAAGACCAAGGACUCGACCAAUGGAAGGGCCAGGAUGGAGCCACAGUCAGGUAAAAUCUUUGACACACUUAAUGAGGACGACCUUUGAGGAACGACCUUUUGAGUAACGACCUUGGAGGAAAUGACCUUCACCCGAGCCUUGAUUGAAGAUUGACCGACGACGUACCAAAACAAUCGCAUUGCCUUGAUCGUUUGGAAUGGACUUGACUUGAAUAUUGAUGAGUACAUAUUUACAUAUUGAUGAAUAUUGAUGAUACAUAGUUAACAUAUUGUACAUUGUUUUGCAGAAUUAUAUUGUAAUAUAUCUUAUUGCUUAUGGCAAAGAAGGUUAACAUGCAACCUGAUGCAGUACAAAAAGAAAGUUAUUAACAAUUAGAGAAGUUACUACAUUCUGAAGAAAUUUGAAAACCAAAAUGAGGAAAAGUGUCAGAACAGAGGAGAAAAUAUGCACCCUAAUUAUUUUUUGUAAUUGUUACUUCAAAAAUGUCUUCAACCAAUACAUAUGUAGAUUAUCAGAAGAAAGUUACAUGUUACAUUUAUAUCCAAGCUUGAGCAAGUCAACCCAACAUUCUUUGUCAGUGUAUAGUAUACAACUAUUGAGUACUUGGAGUAGUGUGGUAAAACUAGCCUUCCAUGGUGAUCCACGGAGCGAUCUGCUUUCCUGAGGCAUAGCUGAGAGCAAUGGAACGCCGAAUGGAUCAUCAAGAGACCGGAGGCUACACCAUGAGUUAAAGCAGUCAAUAUUUGUUGUAUAGCAUCUCACCCAUAGAUUCUGCUUGCUUUUAAGAGAUAACUGAUUAGAUUAACCAAAAUCCAAUUACAAUGUACUUCUGUUUCAAUUUGAAAUUAGUUGAAAAUUAACUUGCACUUUUCCAAACUUACCAUGAAAUGUUUGAACCCGAUUCUGUAGUGCGUGGGAACCCGUUUGCAUAAAGACCCCUGGUUGCUAUGUUGGUUUCUAUGCAUAUAGUACUUUUUCAGAUCGAGGCAGCCAUUAUAUAAUCUUUAUGGCUGUGCACAGCUAGUAAAAGUACCGAAUGCCAUGUGACUCGCUCUCGACCAAUCAAGAUACAGAAUCUGUGGGUGAGAUGCAAUAAUACUUGUUGUUUCUGAAUGUUAGUGUGCUGGUAUCCAGUCUAAAGGCUUGUGUGUCCAAGCAUUUGCUAACCGGAUUAGCUACUUGCAUUAUAAUGUGUCCAAUUAAAAAGUCAAAACUUCUUUGAAAUUGAGAAUACAAAAAUCCAGAAAGCUUUCAGUAUUGGUGCUUUUUAUGACCGCAUAAUACAUGUAAUAAAGUCCCAUUUUUAGGUUGUAUGUCACUAUAUAUCUUUUGCUGCAUUUUUUUUAGUUCUCUGUGUAAUCUUGGCACCUUUGAGGGAGGGCAGUUUGAUUUAAAAAAAAAAAAAA
Messenger RNA from Patiria miniata (bat star), 3371 nucleotides. RefSeq names its product sorting nexin-27-like (gene snx27). The coding region runs from base 226 to 2052 and encodes 608 amino acids. Gene Ontology annotation, cellular component: early endosome. Gene Ontology annotation, molecular function: protein binding; phosphatidylinositol-3-phosphate binding. The record is from RefSeq and is a predicted model, not a curated record. NCBI's taxonomy places the organism in Eukaryota, Metazoa, Echinodermata, Asteroidea, Valvatida, Asterinidae. The transcript is spliced from 13 exons. Gene Ontology annotation, biological process: signal transduction; intracellular protein transport.